AUGGUGGCGAAUAAUGCAAGAGCUGUCGCCUCUGCUCUCAUCCCGGUGGCGAACGUGCAGGCGCUCGCGGAGGCUUGCAAUGGGGUCGAUGGGCAGGUGCCCGAGAGGUACCUCGUCGCGGAGGCGGAGGAGGUCAUCGCCGGCGGUGGCGGAAGCCAUUCGGAGAUUCCGGUAGUGGAUCUCCGCAAGUUGCUUGACACGCGGUCGUCGGAGGAGUGCGCCAAGCUGAAAUCUGCAUGUCACCACUGGGGCUUCUUCCAGCUCAUCAACCAUGGAAUGCCAGAUGAUGUGAUUGGGAACCUGAUGCGUGACGUAGCUGAGUUCUUCGACCUGCCGCUGGAAGCCAAGAAGGAAUGGGCACAGCGCCCUGACAGCGUCCAAGGCUACGGCCAGGCCUUCGUCGUGUCGGAGGAUCAGAAGCUGGACUGGGCAGACAUGCUGCACCUUCAGCUCCAGCCGACUGACCGGGUGCUGGGCCUCUCGCCGCACACCGACGCGUCUGGCCUGACGCUGCUGCUGCAGAUGAACAACGACGUGCAGGGCCUGCAGGUCAAGAAGGAUGGCAGGUGGUUCGCCGUGGACGCCGUGGACGCCGCCUUCAUCGUCAAAGUCGGUGACGUGCUUGAGAUAAUGAGCAACGGAGAGUUCAGAAGCGUUGAGCAUAGGGCCGUGAUACACCCAAACAAGGAGCGGAUUUCGGUGGCGAUGUUUCACUGUCCUAGCCUGAAUCUGAAGCUUUUUCCUCUGCCGGAGUUCGUGAAGAAAGGCGAGAAAGUGCGGUAUAGAUCGACGAGCUACGAGGAUUUCUUGAAGCAGUAUUUUUCAGCAAAGCUUGAUGGAAGGGCGCGCUUAGAGAGGUUGAAGUUGGAGUAG
Messenger RNA from Miscanthus lutarioriparius, 873 nucleotides. The record is from the annotation of a GenBank genome assembly. Lineage: Eukaryota; Viridiplantae; Streptophyta; Magnoliopsida; Poales; Poaceae.